AUGGAUCCAUUGUUCUGUAACUUAUGGAAUCUAAGAGUACUUGAUGCAUCAAGUAAUCAUCUGGGAGGUUCUAUUCCUCAGUGUUUGGGUAACUGGGGCCUUGUUGUACUCAAUCUCCAAAGAAACAACUUCCAUGGGAAUAUUCCUCAUAUCUGCACACUUAAGGACAAAUUAAUGACAUUGGACUUGAGUCACAACCAGUUAUAUAGGACUAUUCCACGAUCACUUGUCAACUGCAAAGAUUUAGAAGUUUUGGAUCUUGGCCACAAUCAAUUAAGUGAUACGUUCCUAUUUUGGCUACAGAAUCUGCAGAGGCUCCAAGUUCUCGUAUUAGGCUCCAACAAAUUUCACAGUCUUAUAUGUUGUGCUCAUGAUUUUGUUGGCUUUAUGACAUUGAAAAUCAUUGAUCUUUCUAAUGAUGACUUUAUCGGAAAUAUACCAUCAGAGUAUUUUAGAAAUUGGACAUCCAUGAGUGCUAAAGUUUCCCAAAAGCCAAAAGAGUCACAAACUCGACUUACUCUGGAAAAAUGUACUAUAAUGAUUCGAAAAUGUGAAAAUCCUUCCUUGCCAACUUCUAAUGAUGACUACAAUAAUGAGAAAUCAGAUUCCAUAUUUGGUUUUGGAUGGAAACCAGUAGUUGUGGGAUAUGGAUGUGGACUGCUAAUUGGAAUGGUGGCUGGACAUGUGAUCACCUCAAAGAGGCCGGAUUUGAUUUCCAGAGUUUUUAGGGUGAGACUACAGAGUGAGAGAAUAGCAUUAUUGCGGUUCAAGGGCAGCUUUGUUAUAGACAAGAAUGCUUCUUUGCUUCCUUUUGCAUAUCCGAAGGUUGCAUCAUGGACACCAGAUAAAAACCAUGAUUGUUGCUUCCAGGGUGGAGUCCAGUGUGAUAAGGGAACCGGGCGUAUAAUCGCACUUCAUCUCAACAUCCCUUCUGCUUUUGGCAAUCUAUCACAAUUAAGAUAUCUCAACCUUGAGCAUUGUGGGUUUGCUGGUUCCAUUCCUUCAUCAAUCGGUAAGCUAACUAUGCUUGCUCUUUUAUCCCUUUCACAAAAUAAGUUGAGAGGUCAAAUCCCAUAUGAAUUCGAAAAUCUUUCAAGAUUAAGAGAACUCCACCUUAUGGGUUGUAUGAAUUCUGAUACAUCACCUUGUAAGCUAACUAGGCCUACUGAUUUGGACCUUUCAAAGGAUUAUUUUUUUAAUGGCCAUAUUCCAUCUUCCCUUCAAAAUCUCACCCAACUUACCCAAUUAGCACUUGACAAUAAUCAAUUAACUGGUCAGCUUCCACCUUGGGUUGGAAACUUCACCCAAUUAUUUUUACUAGACCUUGGAGACAAUAACUUGCAUGGUACCGUGCCAAAGUCAUUUUCCAAGCUUAAUAAUCUUCUAAUUCUUUGUCUUCUUGGGAAUCAGUUGAGUGGAAUUGUGGAUCUUAACAUGCUUCUUGGCAUGAAGGAUCUCUUUGCACUCAAUUUAUCAUAUAACAAUUUGUCAUUGUUGAAUACCGAAACCAAUAUUACAAAUGGUGCUACUGUUCCUCUGAGUCUAGCAAACAACUCUUUCCAUGGUAGAAUUCUUGAAAUUUGCCAAAAUGGAAGCCAGCUAAAGAUGAUAGAUCUAAGCUACAACAAGUUCGAAGGUCGCUUACCACAAUCAUUGCAUAGUUGUUUGAAGCUGCAAUUUCUCAAUCUUGGGAACAAUCAAUUAAGAGAUACUUUCCCUUUCUGGUUAGGGACACUUUCUGAUCCAAGAGAGCUCAUGCUAAGAUCUAACCACCUCCAUGGAGUCAUAGGUAAACCUAUUUCCAAUUCUGAGUUUCCCACUAUUACAGCUGUUGAUCUAUCCUACAAUAAUUUUUCAGGACCUAUACCACAGGGGAACCAGUUUGAUACAUUUGAAACAAGUUCAUAUGAUGGGAACAUGGGGUUAUGUGACUAUCCAUUAGCAACAAAAUGGUGUGUUAGUGGGCUAGUAGUUGCUAUUGCUGUUGGUAAUAUAUUUUUUACGAAAAAGCAAGCUUGGUUUAUGAAAAUUUUUGUACCAAUUGGAAAUGAAAAGGAGAGUUGGAAGGAGGAGGAGGAGAUAUAG
This is a messenger RNA of Ziziphus jujuba (common jujube), 2085 nucleotides long. Its product is annotated as receptor-like protein 36. The record is from RefSeq and is a predicted model, not a curated record. Bases 1 to 2085 code for a protein of 694 amino acids. Gene Ontology annotation, molecular function: protein binding. The transcript is spliced from 7 exons. NCBI's taxonomy places the organism in Eukaryota, Viridiplantae, Streptophyta, Magnoliopsida, Rosales, Rhamnaceae.